AUGGGCUUACAACCCUUCAAAUCCAUCCUCUACACCACCUCCCCCGACGGCAAGGUCGCAUACAUCACCCUCAACCGUCCAGCCCACCUCAACGCCAUCGACGCGCAUCUGCCCCAUGAACUCCGCGCCGCAACACGGCUCGCAAACCAAGAUGACCGCGUACACUGCAUCGUCGUCAAGGGCAGCGGCGCCGGGUUCUGCGGCGGCUACGACCUAGCCCUCUACGCCGAAACCGCGACACGCGGGCAAACGAGUGGCAGCCAAGACGUCAGCAAGGGCUACGACCCCCUUGAGGACUAUCAGUCCAUGAGAGAGUAUACGGAGUGCUACGCGGCGCUCUUCCACAGCCACAAGCCGACCAUCGCGCAGGUGCACGGGGCCGCCGUCGCGGGGGGCAGCGACAUUGCGCUCUCCUGUGAUCUGGUGGUUAUGGCGGAUGACGCGCGCAUCGGGUACCCUCCAUCCCGGGUCUGGGGGUGUCCGACGACGGCGAUGUGGACGUACCGCGUGGGCGCGGAGAAGGCGAAGCGGAUGCUGUUCACGGGAGAUCUGGUGAGUGGGCGGGAGGCCGCGGCGAUGGGGCUGGUGUUGCAGUCUGUUCCGGCGGAGGAGCUGGAGUCGGCGGUUGCGUUGUUAACGGAUCGGAUCAAGAGUGUUCCUGUGAAUCAGCUGUGGAUGCAGAAGCAGGUUGUCAACAGUGUCAUUGAGGGGUCGGUCGCGGCGAGCCAGCGGCUUGCGACGGUGUUUGAUGGGCUGACGAGGAAUUCGCCCGAGGGGGUUGGGUUUCAGCAGCUUGCCACUCGGCGGGGGUUCAAGGAUGCGGUUCGUGCGAGGGAUGAGCCUGGGAGGACGGAGGAGUAUAGGAAGAGGUGGAAGAGCUCGCUUUAG
Aspergillus calidoustus is the source of this 888-nucleotide messenger RNA. The record is from the annotation of a GenBank genome assembly. NCBI's taxonomy places the organism in Eukaryota, Fungi, Ascomycota, Eurotiomycetes, Eurotiales, Aspergillaceae.